UUGUUGUUUAAAGUGAUUUUCAUUUCUAUUUUGGUGAGAAAAAAAAAAUGUUUAAAACAUUUGAUUUCUGAUUUUGCUAAGCAAAAACAUUGAUCAUCAUGUCAUUUUCUAACAACAAUAACAACAAUACCGGCAUCGGUAAUGUUGAACAUCAUGAUCAUUUUACAAUGGAACGUGAAUUACAAAAUCUAAGCCUACAGAAUUCUAUGCAAAAAGAAUUUAUCGAUAAAAUUAAACAACAAUUACAGGAAACUGAAACAGAAUUACAAAAAUCACGUCAUGAAUAUUAUGAAAUUCUUCAGGGUCGUGAUAAUAUUAAAAAAGAAUAUGAUAAUGUUGUCGGUGAAGUACAAAAAUUAAGAGAUGAAAAGAUUGAAAUGUUUGAAUUAUUACAACAAAAAAAUACCGAAAUAUCAAGCCUAAAAGAAACGAUACAAUUAUCAUCACAACGUUCUACAAAUGAUGGUUCAACAACAUUGGAACAAUCAAUGAAUACAUCAUUGAAUGAAAUACGAUUACGUUUUAUGGAUAAUCGUUUUAAAGAGGAAAAAAAUCUUUAUCAAAAUCAAUUGAAAUUAUUAAACGAUGAAUUGGAAAACAAAACACAAGAAUUAUUAAAUGUUCGCAAAGAAAACAAUGAAAAAUUAUUGAUGGCCAAUCUAAAGAUCGAAGAUCAAGCUGAUGAAAUAGCCAUUCUGAAAUUGGAAAUAAAUCGAUUGAAAAAAUUAAACGAAUCAAAAGAUGGUAAAAAUGAAGAAUUAUCCAAUAAAUUAAACGAAUUACAAAUUCAUUGUACACAAUUGGAAAGUACAUAUAAUAAAGAGACUGAAGCACAGAAUGAAAUUAUCAAUUUAUUGAAUAAAAAUAUUGAAGAAAAAUCAAAAGAAUCACAAGAAAAAGAUGAUUGUAUUGCUGAAUUACGUGAAUUAAUACAAAAAGGUUAUGAAGCACAUAAUGAAUUGGAAUUACAAUUUGAAUCGAUGAAAGAAAGCUAUAUGAAAGAUGUUAAAGAAUUGGAAGAUGAACGACAAAAAUUAUUAAUCGAAUUGGAUAAUGUACGUAGUCAUUUGAAUGAAUUUAAUAAAACAAUGGUGGAAAAAGAAUUUGAAAAACAUUUUCCAUUUGCUUCCGAAACAAAUCGUAAACUAAACAAUGUUGUCAAUCUAUCCGAUCUAUAUGAUGAACUAGUACGAACUAAACAAGAAUUGACACGUGUUAUGGCAAAUAAUUUACGAUUGGAAAAAGAUUUGAAAGAUAUGAAUGAAAAAAUUGAUGAAGAACGACCAUUAUUAUAUAAAAAUAUUCAUGAAUAUGAAAUGAUUGAACAAAAUUAUCAAAAAUUACAAGAAGAAUUGAUGCAAUUAUUAAUGGAAAAAGAUAAAUUUAUGGCCGAAAAAGAUAAAGAUACACAAAUGAUUAAUACAUUGAAACGUGAAUUAAAACGUUAUCAACAGGAAACACAAGAUUUAAGCUUACAGAUUGUUCAUCUAAUGAAAGCCAUUCAAGAAGCUAAAGGAUUUCAAGUAUUUGAUAAUUCAAUGGCUGAUUCAACAAUGCAACAACAACAAACAAAUAUACCUAAUGGUAUGAUAUUAUUCAAAGAUAUACAAGAAUUACAGGAUAAAAAUCGUCAAUUAUUAACAUUAUUACAUGAAAUGAAUGAUGAAUUAAUGAAUAAUCAAAAAAUGAAUGAAAAUAAUGGUGAUGAAAAUGUACGUGAAUUACAAUUGAAAUCUGAAUCGGAAGAAUUGAAAUCAAAAAUAGAAUCAUUACGUAAUGAAUUACAACAGAAAAAUGAUAUAAUUGAAAUGUUGCAGAAACAAAAACGAUUAAUCAAUCCAAAUUAUUCGAUGGAAUAUGAUUCGAUCGAAAUGCUAACCGAAAAUAAAGAAUUGAAAUUAAAAUUGGAAAAAUCUAUUGAAAAUUUAGAAACAACAAGGCAAAAAAAUCUUGAUGAUGUACGACGAUUAGAAUCGGAUAAAAAUCAAUUGAUACAGGAAAAUGCAACAAUUAAAAGUGAUCAAUCAAGAUUGAACAACGAAUUACAGAAUCAAAAAUCCUAUAUGCAAGAAGUAAAUGUAACGAUGGAAAAAUAUCAAAAUGAAAAUAUUUUACUACGUGAACGUAAUAUUAAAUUAAAUAGUAUUGUUGAAAAUUUGGAAAAAAAUAUCAUCAAAUUACAGAAUCAAAUUGAUUCGUUGAAUGAAUCGGUACGAAUGAAAGAUAAUAAUAUGGAAUUUUGUCGUUCCGAAUCUGUACAGCUAAAAAGUCAGGUUGAUUAUCUGACAAAAGAAAAUGAACGAUUAGUUAAUGAUAUACGUACACAGAUAACAAUGGUUGAAUCGAUGAAAAUGAUGCAAGAUAAUUGUGUUAAAGUUGAAAAUGAUACUAUACGACGACAACAACAACAAUUGGAACGUUUUGAACAAGAAAUUAGUUAUUAUCGAAGUAAAGUACAAAAACAGGAAGAAAAAUUAAAAGAAAUGAAUGAUAGUUUUACUGGACGAUUGGAAAACGUACAAGAACAAUUGAAUAAAGAACGACAAAAAUAUCUUCAAUUACAACAAGAACAUUUUGAUUUGAAAAUGAAAUCUCAACAACAACAACAGCAGCAGACAACAAUGUCACAACUACAAUCAUCACAAAACGAAAUGAUAAUGAUUACGGAUUCGGGUGAUGAAAUGAAUGUUUCGAUUGGUGGUAAAAAAGAAUUACAAAUGGCACAAGAUGAGAUAAAAAUUUUGCGUGGAAAAUUGAAUAAUUCGGAAGAAAAAUGUUCAACAUUAGAAACAACGAAUCAAUCGUUGGUAGAAAAUCUAAAUAAAGCAAUCGAAAAUAAUCAACAAAUGAAACAGAAUAUUGAUGAUGAAAUUCAAUCAAAAUUGUCUUUGAUAGCUAAAUUGAAUGAAGAUCUAAAGAAUUUACGAGAGAAAUAUGAAAAAAUUGUAGCCGAAAAAGAUUUGGAAAUUGAACAAUUGAAAAAGAAUGCCAAUGAUUAUGGUAGACAAACGGAAAAAUUACGUAAAGAAUUGAAUGAAUUACAGCAAGCAUUGGAAAAAUCACAUCAAAAUGAACAUGAUGUUUUGGAAGAAUUACAAAUGAAAACAAUGAUUGCCGAUAAAGCUAAACAAGAAUAUGAUUCAGCCAUACAACAACGUAAUGAUGAUUCAAAAAUAAUAUUCGAAUUACAAACUAAAUUGGAUCAUUCACAACAACAAUUGUCUACAAAAGAAACUGAAUUAUCUAAAUUACGUGAAGAAUAUCGUACAAAUAUUGAUUCGAUUGAAAACGAUAGAAAAACAUUGCAACAAGAAUGUGAAAAAUUACAGAUAAAAUGUGGUUCAUUGGAACAGGUGAAUGAUUCAUUAAUGAAUCAAUUAGAACAGAUGACUAAUCAGAUUAUUGCAUUACAAAAUAAUUCAACAAUGUUUUUGGCUGAUGAACAACAACAAAAAGAAUCGUCCGAACGUUUAUUAUCGGUAGUGAAAUUUUUACGUGAAGAAAAAUCUAGUUUACAAUUGGAAAUAUCGAAAAUUAAUGAUGAAAAUCAACAAUUACGAAUUGAAUUGAAUAGUUAUCGUAAUGAAAUUGAUAAUUUAAAAUCUAUGCUUGAAAUGGAACGACAAUCAUCACAACGAUUGAAUACGUCGAAUGAAUUUAAAGAAAUUUUGGCCAAUGCACAAAUGGUACCAAUAUUACGUGAAAAUAAUGUUCAAUUAAAAACACAAUUAAAUCAAUUGGAACGUAAAUGUCAAGAAUUAUCUGGCAAAUUACAAUCAUUCGAAUCGAAAGAAAAAUCUUUACAAAAUCUUAAUCAAAAAACUGAAUCCGAAGCAAUUCAAAUAGAAUUAUUACGAAAAGAUAUUGAUAAUUGGAAAACAAAAGCACUAAAUCUUCAACAACAGUUACGUAAUUUUGAUGCUGAUAGUGUAAAACGUUUGAUGAUGGAAAAAACAUCGUUAAGUAAACAGAUUCAAAUGAAUAAUACAGAAUUGGCUAAAAUGAAAAAUGAAUUGGAAACAAAAACUCGAAUGUUAGCACAAUGUGAACAAGAAUUGAAUAAUUUACGACAACAAUCAAAGAAAACGAUGGAUAUGAAUAAAGAUUUACAAAAAUUACGUGAUGAAAAUUCUAAUCUACAGAAUGUUACUACACAGUUACGAUCAUUGGCACGAAAAUAUAAGGCCGAAAUUGGUAAGAUUAAGAAUUCGCAAACUGUUGCUUCAACAAAUGAAACGGUUGAUAAAGAAGUUCAAUGUGAUUCAAUCGAUCCUACAAUGAUAUCGUCAGCAACAGGUUCAUCAUCGAAUAUUCAGCAGCAACAACAACAAGAAGUUGAAUCCUUACGAAUGGAUUUACAACGAUUAAAUCAAGAAAAUGAAUCAUUAAAAAAACAUGCAACAGAUAAAGAAGAGAUUGCUAAAAAAAUUGCCCAACAAGCUAAACAACGUAUUUCGGAUUUAAGUGUAGAAAAAUCAUCAUUAUUAAAAGAAAAAGAAACAUUAGCGAAAAAUUUAGAAGAAUUACGUUCGAAAAUGAAUAAAUUGGAAACAGAUUCCGAACAAUUACGUAAUGAAUAUGAUCAACAAAUGUUGCAACAACGUAAUGAUUUACAAACAGCAAAUAAACAGAUUGAAGAUUUAACUUUACAAUUAAAAUCUUCUCAACAACAACAACAGACAACUGGAUUAUUGGCAACAACAGCCGGUUCAUCACAAUCGAUUGUUGUUGGACAAUCAACAAUGAUGACAAUGGCUGCUACAUCACCUAUAUCGACAACAACAACAAUAUCCGGUAUGACCACAUCAUCAUCAUCAUCAUCAAUACCACCUGUUAGACAUUCAGUGUUGCCACAACAACAACCAUCAACAUCAUCUUCAUCAUCAUCGUCGACUACUUUGGUUUUUUCCAACAAUCCGAAUAAACCGACACCAACUGUCAGUAUCAAACCGAUGACCAAAUCGAUUGCAUCGACUAGACGUUUUGGUCAGGUAUUUGGUCAGACAAUCAAAGAAACAAAUUCGUCAUUAUCUUCGACAUCAUUACCACAGGCAACAGUUCAGCCACAAACACAAGCCAUUUCCACUGUUAGUUCGGGUUCGGCAGAGAUAGCUGCCAUACCUUCAACAUCAUCAUCUGUAUCAUCAUCAGGUAAUAUAAUGGCUGCGACAACAUCUCAUCAUCACCAGCAUCAUCAUCAUCAUCAUCAUCAACAACAACAACAUAUAUCUGAACCAGUUGAAGAUUCUACGAUUAAUGUUUCGGAAGUAGAAUCAACUUCAAUUUCAACAUCUGUAUCAAAUAAACGAUCAUUACAGAAUACAUCGUUUGAUGAACCAUCAAGUAGUGGCUAUAAUAAUACAAAACGAUCAAAAAUUCAAGCUCAAUCUAGUGGUAGAAAUAUUAUCGGUGAUGAUAACGAUAGUAAUGAUAUUGCUGAUGACGACGACGAUGAUGAUGAGGAAGAAUUUGGUUUAAUGGAAUCACAAGAAGAUGAUGAUGAUAAUAAUAAUGUUGAUGACGAUGAUGAAGAUUUUCACGAAGAUACUGAAUCACAAACAAAAGAUAUGACAGAUAAUGAUGAUGAUCAAGAUGAUGAAGCUGAAGCGAUCGAAAGUGAUUUAGUUUUGGACCAUCAACAGCAACAACAACAACAUCGUCAUUCUGAUAAUGAAAUUGAUGAUGAAAUGGAAGCAGAUGAAGAAGAUGAAAUUGAAGAACAAAUUGUUGAAGAUGAAGAAUCUAUUGAUGAUGAUGAUGAUGAAGAAGAAUCAGCCGAAGAUGAUAAUAUAACAAGUCAUCAACAUCGGCAACAACAACCGAAUUCUGAAGAAGCUGAUGAAGGACAUGGUGAUGUUGUUGAUGACGAAGAAGAAGAAGGUGAUGAAUCUAUACUUGAAGAUGAAGAUGAAGAGAUUGAUGAAGAUAUUGGAGAUGAUGGUGGUGGUGAUGAUGAUGAUAUAGAUGAAGAAGAAGAU
Dermatophagoides pteronyssinus (European house dust mite) is the source of this 5978-nucleotide messenger RNA. RefSeq names its product nucleoprotein TPR-like. Gene Ontology annotation, biological process: mRNA export from nucleus; regulation of mitotic spindle assembly; protein import into nucleus. Gene Ontology annotation, cellular component: nuclear pore. The record is from RefSeq and is a predicted model, not a curated record. Lineage: Eukaryota; Metazoa; Arthropoda; Arachnida; Sarcoptiformes; Pyroglyphidae. Gene Ontology annotation, molecular function: structural constituent of nuclear pore.